GAAAGAGAGAGAGUUUACACAUGUGGCCAGGGAAGGAGGGAAGAGUCAGAAGACAGAGAGAAAAAAUAGGGAGAAGAAAGAGAGGAGGAGGGCUUUUUCUCGCUGGCCAGGAAAAGACUGUCGAGAGAGAGAGGAAGGAGAGGUAAGGAAAAAAGUGGAAGAGAAUUGACACACGUUGGUAACAACUACAGAGCAAGAGAUAGAGAAAGAGCAAACAGGAGUCAGAGGAAGGGAAAGAGAAAGGAAGGGGGUGAGAGAGAGCGAUUAAUAGAGGAGGCGGAUCCGACUCACACUGUGGCCUGAGAGAGGGGAUUCCUGUGUAGUGAACAGUUUUAGUUGGGACUCCAGUCCUGUGUUCUCUGACUUAUCUACCAGUCUCUGUUUCUGUCUGGACCAUAAGCUCCCAGGCUGGGUCACAGAAGCCCUAAACACAACACGACCACAACAGGAACAUUACAGGACCACUCUGUUGGACCCAUGCACAGGAUUAUUGCAGUUCAAAGGAGAGGUCGAAACACGGUCUGAAAAUAAUCUUAUCAGAGCAGGACCGCUUUUUGAGAUAACUGUACAAGUGAAGAGUGACCACUGUGGUUUGACCACAAUCUGAACACAAUAGGACCGUUUGACCAGGAGGGGAAAACGUGGGAACUGUGGGAACCGUGGUUUGAACAGGAACACUUUCCUUUCUAGGGAGUUGUGGGGUCUGUGGUUUGACCUGAACAGGACCGUGGGGGCUGUGGCCUGGACAGGACAGUAACGUGUGGGAGAGAAGGUGACAUCAUGAGUAUUGUUAUGAAGCCACGAUCUCGCUCCAUCAGCUCUCUUCGGAACAUGGAAGGAAUCUGUUUCGAUGUGGACAACGGCACAUCGUCGGGACGCAGCCCACUGGACCCCAUGGCCAGCCCGGGGUCUGGGCUCAUACUGCAGGGCAACUUUGUCCACAGUCAGCGGAGAGAGUCCUUCCUCUACCGCUCCGACUCGGACUAUGACCUGUCACCCAAGUCCAUGUCCAGAAACUCCUCCAUCGCCAGUGACAUUCAUGGCGACGAUAUGAUUGUAACACCAUUUGCACAGGUUCUGGCCAGUCUAAGAACUGUACGAAAUCAUUUUGCUGCAUUAAGCAAUUGUUCACAAGACAGAGCAUCCAACAAGAGAUCACCCAUGUGUAAUCCACCACCCAUCACCAAGACCACCUUCACAGAGGAGGCCUACCAGAAACUGGCCACCGAGACGUUGGAGGAGCUGGACUGGUGCCUGGACCAGCUGGAGACCCUGCAGACCAGACACUCAGUUGGCGAGAUGGCCUCCAACAAGUUCAAGAGAAUGUUGAACAGGGAGCUCAGCCACCUGUCUGAGAUGAGUCGCUCAGGGAACCAGGUGUCAGAGUUCAUCUCCAGCACCUUCCUGGACAAGCAGCACGAGGUGGAGAUGCCGACUCCCCAGACGCAGAAGGAGAAGGAAGACAAGAAGAAUAGACCCAUGUCUGAGAUCAGUGGAGUGAAGAAACUGCAGCACAGCUCCAGCCUCACCAACUCUAACAUACCCCGCUUCGGAGUCAAGAGCGAGACAGAGGACGAACUGGCUAAGGAGAUGGAGGAUGUAAAUAAAUGGGGCCUUAACGUUUUCAAAGUCACUCAGUUCUCUGGGAACAGGCCCCUGACCGUCAUGAUGCACACUAUAUUCCAGGAAAGAGACUUGUUAAAAACUUUUAAAAUUCCACUCGACACUUUUAUAACCUACCUGAUGACCUUAGAAGACCAUUACCAUGGCGAUGUGGCCUACCACAACAACAUCCAUGCUGCUGAUGUCACCCAGUCCACUCACGUGCUGCUAUCCACCCCCGCUCUAGAGGCUGUGUUCACAGACCUGGAGAUCCUAGCUGCCAUAUUUGCCAGUGCUAUUCAUGACGUGGACCACCCUGGAGUCUCCAACCAGUUCCUCAUCAACACCAAUUCGGAGCUGGCCCUCAUGUACAAUGACUCGUCAGUCCUGGAGAACCACCACCUGGCUGUGGGCUUCAAACUGCUUCAGGAAGAGAACUGUGACAUCUUCCAGAACCUGACCAAAAAACAACGACAAUCACUGCGCAAGAUGGUCAUCGACAUCGUCCUAGCGACUGACAUGUCCAAGCACAUGAACCUCCUGGCUGACCUGAAGACCAUGGUAGAGACCAAGAAGGUGACCAGCUCUGGAGUUCUACUCCUGGACAACUACUCUGACAGGAUCCAAGUUUUGCAGAACAUGGUGCACUGUGCAGACCUGAGUAACCCCACCAAGCCCCUGCAGCUGUACCGCCAGUGGACCGACCGCAUCAUGGAAGAGUUCUUCACCCAGGGGGACAGGGAGAGGGAGAGAGGCAUGGAGAUCAGCCCUAUGUGUGACAAACACAACGCCUCUGUCCAGAAGAGCCAGGUGGGCUUUAUUGACUACAUCGUCCACCCUCUAUGGGAGACAUGGGCAGACCUGGUCCACCCUGACGCUCAGGACAUCCUGGACACUCUGGAGGACAACAGGGAGUGGUACCAGAGCACCAUCCCCCAGAGCCCUUCACCCACCCUGGACGAGCCUGAUGACGGCAGCCGUCCCCCUGGAGGGGACAAGUUUCAGUUUGAACUCACCCUGGAGGAGGACGGGGAAUCAGACACGGAGAAGGACAGUGGCAGCCAACCCGAGGAAGAGGAUGAAGAAGAGGAGAACAGUUGUAGUGACUCAAAAACACUCUGUACGCAGGACUCAGAGUCAACAGAGAUACUACUGGACGAACAGGUGGGGGAGGAGGAGGAAGAGGAAGUGGAGGGAGAGUCCUCUUCAUCACAACCUUGUGUAGUGGAGGAGGAAGAGGAGGGGGAGGAAGGGGAAGAGAAGGGCGAGGAGAAACCAGCCGAUACAUAGCAGUGUAUGCACUGCAACUAAACUUUUCUUCUUAGUAACCAGAGAUGAUUAUUUCUAGAGUAUUUUGGGGGAUUUAUGGACUAUGUCUGUUAUUUUUUAAAUAUAUUUAUGUUUAGGGUUCCAAAGCGCACGCUGUUCACCCCUUGGCCACUCCUCCCUCCUCAUCCUUGGUCAGCUUCUCAGACACACCCAUUGGUACUUCUACAACUUUUUUGCACUCAGGAAAACUCUUUUCCAUUCCCGUUUGUACCGGAGUAGUCUGUGUGUUAUUUUACUUCAAAUCCUAGUCCAAGUGUGUUGAAGUUACAUUAAGGAUUAUGAUUAGAGAUUAGAGUGUGUUUCAUGCUGUUCAUAUACAGUAUAUCUCUACUCCUUUCAGCCUUGGCUGACCAAUGGCGGUGUUUCUGUGUGUUAUUAAGUGCCCAUUCUUCAGAAGUCACUAUAGUGUCUGUUUUUCUUAGUUGUUUGUAUUUAUCAGCAAAGCAACACGCUACGUUGUUGUGUGGUCUGGAUGAAUGAAAUCCCAACAGGACACGUCACGAUGGAGAGAGGCGCUGCAGCACAUUGAGAGAAAAAUGCAUUGUGGGAAUUUAUCAAGACACUUUUCUGAAGUUGAAGUCUUCCUUGAAAACCUGACUAAAAAGGCUAAGAUCUUACAGCUCUAAUGCUCGGUUUAACCUCGAUAGAGUUUUUGUAUCGUACCAUACAUAACAUGGAGAUCUAUUGUAGAUUCUACUUUUGUUAACCAAGAAAAAAAAAGUGACUUUUGAAAACAUUUGAAAGGCACUUGAAAACUGUUGAUGAGAAAUGCCUCAUCUGCCACUGCUUUUCUGUGUGUAAAAGGGUAACUUUUUAUUGUUUUGGGGGAGUAUUGGGGAGUAUUCUCAGACUUACAAAUCAAGCCCUUGCCCCUACCCUCUACGCAGUAGAUCUGAGAGGAUUGGAUAGAUAUUAGCGGAUCCAAUCCUCUCAGAUCUACAGGAGUGCCUAAAGGGUAGGUGCUAGGGCUUGAUUUGGGAUUGCACGUUUAUCAAAAAGCAUUUACACUAUUACUCCCAUACCACUGUCCCCAUGUUCGGUUGUCAUAAUCGUGCAACAAUCAUUUCAAUCAUUUCAAGGAUCGUUUUCCCUGAAGAAAAACAUGACACAUGUUGACACAUACUUGACUUUACGUUGAAUGAAAUCAUUUUGUUCUACUUAUUGUUGCCUGCAGUAAAUAUGAGCGCAUGUCAUCUUACAAUGCAAUGCUUGUUAGAAGCAUUGGAGUGCUGCAUUGGAGUGCUGCAAGUUUACAGAGGUGAUGUCACCACACUCUGCUGUACUGUGGAAGUCUAUGGGGGGUUUGAUACCUAUAGCAAUGUUAUAAUAGAAUUUUGGUAAUUUGGUGGGUUGCGACACUUUUUGUGCUACACACAUGGUGACCUUAUUUCCUAUUACUUGUCAAUCAUGUCUCCAUUUCCUGAUUGUUGUGUAGGGAGGUGGUCAAUUCGAUUUCAUAUUCGGGACGCAAUUUAUUGAAUAAUAGUUCAAUAAUAAUAAACACAGAGAUUAAUCUUUCAAAUGCCUCAGAUAAAGUAAUAGCUUUGUGAGAUGUCUGAAAUAUGUACAGUGACAGUCAUUAUUACAGCUAAUAAUUGUGAGUGCUAAUAAGAAACAAAUCAAUUCCGGUUCAAUAAUUGAAAGUUCCUCAUUGAAAAUAAAUAGCUCUUUUCAAGUCUUGAAUAGGAAUUUCAAUUCAUAUCCUGAAUUUACUUCAAAUGGAAUUGUCCACAGCCCUUACUGCAGGUCAGUAAUAUUUUACAAUGCACUUCAUGGUUGAUGUUUUCACACAUUAGCGGUCACAGCCAUUCUGAUUCCCAUGUAAAAUAGCCUUUUGAGUGGCUAAGAUAUCACUCAUAAUAUUUGGGGGGGAUAGAAAUGUUCAACAACAAACAAAUAACUACCAGGAAGUUUUAAGGUGAGGAGCUAAUAUUCAUGAGCUUGCCUUGAUUGACAGCUCUUAGAAAGGCCUCUGUCAUGAAACUUGAAUGCAGUGAGCAGUGUUGCAGUAAAAUCAUCUCAAGCAGAUUUGGUGAAACACAAGCAACUCAAACAACAUUGAAAUUGCAUCAAUGAUGUACAUAUUUUAAUCUCCCAUUCGGCAUGUCUCUUGUGAUGCGGUUCACAGCAGCACUGACAGAUGUGUUGACAUGACAACUGAGUCAUAGUUUUGUUCGACCCUCCCCCCUUUUGUUCCAUGCUGUCUGAAGACCUAGCUAGUGACUAGCUAACACCAGACACAGAUGAAGACCUAGCUAGCCACUAGCUAACACCAGACACAGAUGAAGACCUAGGUAGCCACUAGCUAACACCAGACACAGAUGAAGACCUAGGUAGCCACUAGCUAACACCAGACACAGAUGAAGACCUAGGUAGCCACUAGCUAACACCAGACACAGAUGAAGACCUAGCUAGCCACUAGCUAACACCAGACACAGAUGAAGACCUAGCUAGCCACUAGCUAACACCAGACACAGAUGAAGACCUAGCUAGCCACUAGCUAACACCAGACACAGGUGAAGACCUAGCUAGCCACUAGCUAACACCAGACACAGAUGAAAUGGGAGACAUAUAAGUAUCUUUGCCAUAGAUGAAUAGUGUAGACUUUUAAUUAUAUUUGCUGACACCCUACAGUCUAAAUUUGGCAACAGUAGAGUAGCUAUAUAAACCAAACCCCCCCGCUAACACUCUUUCUAAAAUGUUCGUAACAAGGCGGAACUUAUUUAAAUUAGGUAAGAGAAUAUCAUGUUAUCGUUCCUGUGUUAAAAUUAGAGUUAGGGUGAUGUCACCCUAUCCCUUUAAUAAUCAUGAAUCCAAGUGUUUGACAUGGGGGAGGGGACCCAAACUUUUUCAAUGUAGAAGCAACAGUAAUUUUUGAUACUUCUGAUCAUUGCAUUUUGAUUUGGUUUCAUCCAAAUAUCAUCCAGUUUGAUUUAAAACAUAAUUUUGACUGUUCAUGACCCUCUGUCAUUGUCCUCACACUAACCUUGAAUUUGUUUGUUUUGACCAAGAACACAAGACAAUCAGCUCCAUGGUACAGUGGUCUCAUAAGAAGACAAGUCGGCUAUAGAUAAUGCCUUGAUGUUUUCAUAUCUCACUACUUCACUUAUUUUGUUUUUUUAACUCGCCAAAACUCACGUGCUCAUUGGGCUUGAACAAGACUCUUUACACUUCAGCCAAGAGACUUUCUUUUACACAUUUCUAUUGUUGUUGGUAUUACAAUUGAUGCUAUUAUUUAUUGAUAUAUUUUUGUAUUAGUUGUGUCUUUCUUGCCAUAUAAAGGCGGUACAGUUAAGCUCUCGCUGUAGCAUAGACCGCUGUACAGGCUUUCCAGUUACUAUACCCAAAUAGGCUUUUUUUCUCUAAAUAUGUACAUACAGUAUACAAAAUUCAAGAAUUGUUAGAGUGCUUAUUUGAGAAGAAAUGUGUCAUUUGAAAUGUUUUAUUUCAUUCUUAUGUUCUUGUGCCAAGUUGUUUUUCUCCAUCCUCACUCGAUGACCAUAAUACCGCUUAUCUGGUUGUAUCUCUGUUUACAAACAUAUAUUUAUUGUGUUGUAUAUACUAUAAUUAUUAUUAUUCUCAUCAUGAUGCUGUUUGUUGUAAAUGAUUUACACUUAUCAUCCCUUUUGGUGAUGGUGUGGCUGUAUUGCGUACCUUGUUGAGAGAAUGUUUAUUACACAUGCUUAUUCAGUGUAAAAUGAUCCAUUGGUAUUGGUUAACUGAGAAGCUUGCUCAGAGUGAAGGAGGACAGGGGAAAGCCAAAUAGUUUUUUAGAGGAAGCUGUUCCUUGGCCCAUGGGCUGUGCCUUAAAUUCAACAUGCCAUG
Messenger RNA from Oncorhynchus keta (chum salmon), 6756 nucleotides. Its product is annotated as cAMP-specific 3',5'-cyclic phosphodiesterase 4D-like. Bases 781 to 2892 code for a protein of 703 amino acids. The transcript has 14 exons. Gene Ontology annotation, biological process: signal transduction. Lineage: Eukaryota; Metazoa; Chordata; Actinopteri; Salmoniformes; Salmonidae. Gene Ontology annotation, molecular function: 3',5'-cyclic-AMP phosphodiesterase activity. The record is from RefSeq and is a predicted model, not a curated record. Gene Ontology annotation, cellular component: cytosol; nucleus; perinuclear region of cytoplasm.